This is a messenger RNA of Salvia splendens (bonfire salvia), 2027 nucleotides long. Its product is annotated as MDIS1-interacting receptor like kinase 2. The transcript has a single exon. The coding region runs from base 607 to 1806 and encodes 399 amino acids. Lineage: Eukaryota; Viridiplantae; Streptophyta; Magnoliopsida; Lamiales; Lamiaceae. Gene Ontology annotation, molecular function: protein binding. The record is from RefSeq and is a predicted model, not a curated record.
GCACCGCGAUUCAGGCGAUUACAGCUGAACUCUACAUCCAGCUGUCAGUACACUGUUCUCUCUCUUCCAACGUGGCACCAUCUUGCUAGCGUUCAUAUUUAUUACGUGCCUCGACACGUCACCAUCAUCCCAACCAAAAGUUCAUUUUAUAAAAACCCGAACCUCGGAUUUAUUUCUGCCACGUAGGCUCGGACAUCCGUUUGUCAAUCCGAACCUCCCCUAAUAAAACCUCGUCCACCCCAAUAAUGAAUUACUAAUCCGUUUGUCAAUCCUUCCCUAAAUUUCCACCCCAAUAAUGAAUUACUAAUUCAUUUACACAGGCAGAGAAGAUACAGCCAUUUUUUGAUUUUUUUUCCACCUUCUCCCAGAAGCUACACAAGCCCAAAUUUCCACUUGAAAUCUUGAUACUCUCUCUCUCUCUCUCUCUAUCUUGAGUUUCUUUCAUGUGAAGCCACUCUUUCUUUUUCAUCAACCACUGUGUCUGUAUUUACACUUCUCUGCAACUUUUGAUGCUGUCACGGAAAAGCACUUUCGCCACUCCUUUAUAACCCUCCGUCUCCUCCUUUGUGCUGGGGCAGCGCAAAUUCAUCAUCCAACUCCCAAGAAAUGAAGCAUUUCUCGACGAAUUCCUGCGCUUACGGCGUCGUGUUGCUGCUAUCCCAUAUGAUCGCGGCGGCGCAUUCCAUGCUCCACCCCGUCGAUUUCCUCGCCCUGCAAUCGAUUCGGAAGAGCUUGAACGAUUUGCACGGCUCCAAUUACUUCGCCUCUUGGGAUUUCACGUCAGACCCCUGCAAUUUCGCCGGCGUUUACUGCGACGGAGAUAGAGUGAUCGCCCUCAACCUCGGCGAUCCCCGGGCCGGAUCCCCCGGUCUCACGGGUCGGGUCGACCCGGCUAUCGGCAAGCUCUCCGCCCUAGCCGAGUUCACCAUCGUUCCGGGUCGGGUCUUCGGGGCACUACCUCACACUCUCUCCCAGCUAAAAAACUUGCGUUUUCUAGCAAUCAGCCGGAAUUUCAUAUCCGGUGAAAUCCCGGCAGGUUUGGGGCAGCUCCGCGCGCUACAGACGCUUGAUUUGAGCUUCAACCAGCUCACCGGAAGCAUCCCUUUCUCCGUCGGAGCUUUGCCGUCUCUCUCCAACGUCAUCCUCUGCCACAACCGGCUCGCCGGUUCGGUUCCGCGGUUCACUUCCCGAGCCCUAACCCGGCUCGAUUUGAAGCAUAACGAUCUCUCCGGGUCCCUCUCGCCGGUCGGACUGCCGCCGUCCCUCCAGUACCUGUCACUGUCGUGGAACCGGAUCACCGGCCCGGUGGACCGGAUUCUAUACGGAUUGAACCGUCUGAGCUAUGUAGACCUGAGCUCGAACCGGUUCAGCGGCUGCAUCCCUGGCAAAGUGUUCAGUUUCCCGAUCAGCAAUCUCCAGCUCCAGAGAAAUGACUUAUCUGGUCCGGUCCAGCCUGUGGAUCAAGUGAGAAUCCCCACCGUGGAUCUCAGCUUCAACCGGCUCUCCGGGGGAAUAUCACCGCUUCUGUCAACGGUUCAGAAUCUAUAUCUGAAUAAUAACCGGUUCACGGGUGAGGUGCCGGUCAGCUUCGUGGAGCGGCUGUUAUCGGGGAGCAUAGAAAUUCUUUAUUUACAGCAUAAUUAUCUGACCGGGAUCAGGAUUAAUCCAAGGGAGGAGAUUCCGGUGAGCACCUCUCUAUGCCUACAGUACAACUGCAUGGUGCUGCCCAUACAGACGCCCUGCCCGUUGAAGGCUGGGAGGCAGAAAACAAGGCCCACCUCGCAAUGCAUUCAAUGGAAAGGGUAACAACUAACAUGGGGGGGGGGGGAUUCCACUUUUUUUGUUAAGACUAAUUUUGUGGAUUAUUAUUUGAUCAUUUUUGGGGAUUACGCUAAGCUUAUUUGUAAUUAAAACACUUAUUAAUACUUAUAUAGCUUUAUUUCAUUUUCUUAUUGAAUAUACUAUUGCUUUGCCCCUCAAAUCAUUUGUUUUCUUGCUUUUACAGAAGAAGACGUUGUAAAUUGUCA